This is a messenger RNA of Coniosporium apollinis CBS 100218, 1176 nucleotides long. RefSeq lists its product as uncharacterized. Lineage: Eukaryota; Fungi; Ascomycota; Dothideomycetes. The record is from RefSeq and is a predicted model, not a curated record. Gene Ontology annotation, molecular function: DNA binding; zinc ion binding. Gene Ontology annotation, biological process: DNA-templated transcription. Bases 1 to 1176 code for a protein of 391 amino acids. The transcript has 3 exons.
AUGUGCAAGCCUUUAUUGACCUGGUCAUUGACAGGCGCCACAGCACGUAUGUGUCAGUUCCUAGACUAUCACCGGCUUUCGCGACUGAAAUCUGAGUCCGGUCCUUUAUUACAACGUAAGAUUGUUCUAUUUUGGAGUACUUACGUCUUGGACCGGAGCAAUGCGCUCCGCCUGGGUCGCCCUCCAGCGAUUCAGGACCGUGACAUUGACAGUCCGAUGCUAAGCGACGAGAACCCACCCGCUCUUGUCGCGUUGGUCAAGUUCUGGGUGGACACUGGAUGCGUGCAGGGCAAAAUCUGUAACAGCUUGUACGGACCAGCCGCGAAAUCUCUGUCGUCCGAUGCACGAGCUGCAACAGCGGAAGCAUUUGCGGACGAGCUAGAUCAGAUUCACCAACGCAGGCUCAAGACCAACGCUGCUAUGUUCGAUCGACAAGCGAGCAUUCCGGCUGCUGAUCUUCUGGUGUCUGGCGAGAGCGUGAGGCACUUUGGAGCGCUAACCAUGGCACUCUCCGCCAUACCCCUGAAUCAUCCACGCUCGUCCCGAGCACUCGAGACAGCCCGAAAAUGCCUUCAGGUCAAUCGAGAGAAUAGUAAAACCCACAUGAAGAGUAACAACGUAUAUGCCUGGACCGUAUACUGCCAAUGGGUGCUUUUGGACGCACCGUUGACGCCCUUUACUGGUGUCUUUUGCAACGUCAUUGCGAACCCGGAAUCUUCACAAGAAGACCUGCAACUCCUUGAAGACUUCGUCGCCUCGCUGCAGCCCGCCGUGCCGCUUUCCGAAGGCGUCGAGAAGUUUCAUCAGCUCUGCUCGAUCUUCGUCAACGUUGCUCGAGCGUAUGUGCGAGCGAAAGCCCAACAACGUCAUGCCAACGAGCGUAGCGACGAUUACGAUUUCUCGCAAGCUCUACAGCCCGCAAUCGGCGAAUUUGACGAACUCUCGGCGGCACUUGGUUUCUUCGGACCAGAUUUCACCGCCUCACAAGAUUUGUCCAUGGGCAGCGAGCCCGGGACGUAUUUCAGCGACGGUCUGAAUCCCAGCAUUGCUGAGCCAGCUAUCAAGCCGAGCCUGCUGGACUGGCAGUCUGGUAAUGUUUCACUCUAUGGAUUGCUAGAACAAGACCUCAAUGACAUCGCUUGUGGCAACCUGGGUGAAAGGCAGGGCAAUAAUUGA